GAGCUUCAGGUCCUGCUCCGACUGCCCUCACCUGACGGGAAGAUGAAGGUCUCUGCAGCUGGUUUUGCUCUUCUCCUCAUUGCAGCCUCUUGCUCCCAAACUUCCUCUGGUCCAGUUGGAUCCGACCUCCCGAUCUGCUGCUUCUCUUACACGCAGCACAAGCUCCCGCAGAAGCUCAUCCUGCGUUACUACAGCACCAGCACCAGCUGCACUCUGCCGGCCAUCGUGUUCAUCACAAAGAAAGGCCGCCAGGUCUGUGCCAACCCCAGCGACACCUGGGUUCAAAGUUACCUGCAAAACUUGAAGCAGAACUGA
This is a messenger RNA of Eurypyga helias (sunbittern), 315 nucleotides long. RefSeq names its product C-C motif chemokine 4-like. Gene Ontology annotation, biological process: lymphocyte chemotaxis; chemokine-mediated signaling pathway; G protein-coupled receptor signaling pathway. The coding region runs from base 43 to 315 and encodes 90 amino acids. The record is from RefSeq and is a predicted model, not a curated record. Gene Ontology annotation, molecular function: chemokine activity; CCR chemokine receptor binding. Gene Ontology annotation, cellular component: extracellular region. The transcript is spliced from 3 exons. Lineage: Eukaryota; Metazoa; Chordata; Aves; Eurypygiformes; Eurypygidae.